CUUCAAGCAACUGUUCAAGGUUAAAUUAAUGACACCAUCUUAUGUUUCCCUCAUAACCGUGCAACUUUUGUCUGAAACAUUUUUCUUUAAAAUGUCGCGUUUACAAAAAAAUCGGGUGAGACGGGUGGUCUGAGAUACCCUGUGUAUAGGUAUAUAUAUAUAGCCAUCGGAGGUGCAGCGCGAUGCCUAGCGAACCAAAGCGAGACAAUAUUUGCAUAUCUAUUUGUGAAGUACGAUUCCACGCACUCUGUGGAAUGAUGCACGGACUCCUUUCGCCACAAUACCAGUAAAAGUCGGCGAGCGAACGAAACAAUGAGAGCUCUCGAAACAGACGAGGAGGUUUCGUCGGAGCUUUCAUCGGCAUCGUCUCGUGUCCAGAAGAAAUUUCCGAGUGAAAACAGUGAAGCUCGGCGACCAACCACCCUGCUGCUUCUUCCAGUCCCGCAGUUCUUCGGGGGAAAGAGGACUAGCGGAGUCGUCCCCGUUACAGCCUUUCCUCAUCUGCAUUUCGCUUUUAUAUACUUCGCUUUCUUUCUCCUUAUUUCCGCGCCGCGCCACGCCGUCUUUAUGUAGCGAGGCGAGGCAGAAGGAAGAAAAGCACUUCGCUCGCGCAGAUAUUUCACUUUAUGUAUACUUGACAUAUAAAAAUUUCAACUCUGAGAAUAAUUCGUGCCGUUUGUUAAACACAGCUUCAGAGGGUAGCAUUACUGUUAUGUUUUCGAGUAUAACCAACUUAAGGGCAGUGAGACCGAAUUGUAAAAUGAUCUUCCGGAAACCAUGAAAAUCAAUUCAAGUUCUCGUUGACAGAUCAGGCUAACAUGAGAGACGAGAAGUUCAACGUAUAACAUAAAAAAAAAUAAAAUAAAAGUCAAGAUGAGAUACGUGAAUUUGUCUUAAACGCCUGAAUUAUUUUUAAUAACCUUAAACGACAAAAUUUCGAGAUAUAUAUCGUUAAUAUUUAUAACGAUAAAGCUAAACAAUUUUUGAUCGUAUCAUGAAUCGUUAUACUGUGUGUCCAACUAACGCACAAUCUAUAUACGACGAAGUAUCGCAUGAGAUUGACAAGAACAUCUUAACCGUUAAAUUGCCUAAAGAUAAACAUCGCGUUCAAGCUGUGAACGAAGCUGUUGCCGAACCUAUCAUUGACGUUAGCUGUUUGGAUAAAGAUGGUAAGAAAUGCAAGAGAGGUUGUCCAAAAAUCAACGUCAUGCACAAUCAGACACCUACUCCGAAAAAACCAGAGGAAGAAAUGUUAUUUCUAAAAACAACGAGACAAAUCACUCUCACCAACGAUAUGAAGCACAGUCUUGAAGUGGAAUUCAAGUCACCGCGAAAUUAUAUCCCCUUACCGGAACCAGGAUCUCCCCCGCCCAUAAUUAUUCCGAAAGAACUUGUUAUCGCGAAGAAACUUGAGAAUAAAAGCAAAAAAAGAAGUAAAACAAUAAAGCAAAAAAAGAAGUAAAACAUCAAGCGAGACCUUUAAAUACCAUUUGUGAAAAAUAUCUUACUUUGUAAGUAAAGUCUGAAAAGAAACCCUAAUUUACAAUGUGCAAAGCCAACGACAGAUACUUGGAAAAGUAAACUCGUGAAUCCAAUAAAACUUUUUUACAGAAUAGAUCUAGAAUUUUUUGAUAAUACAUUAAAAAUUAUUUAAAUGAAUAUCAUAAAUGAUAAAAAUGGAUCGCGUUGUCUAGAAAUUGUCAUCGUUACGAAUUUUGUCUCGUACAGAUAAAACGAUAAUCAAAGAUACCGUGCAGCAUAGAUCGAACGAUUUCGACGCUACGAUCGAGCGUCUUACAGAUUUACGAGUUGCGAAACUAAAGUGUUCGCCACUUUGUCGAAAACACGGAGGCAUGCGCGAGAUCGAAUAACGGAGCGAUAAAUCACCGGUGUGGUAUUAUAUUCUUGCCCGUCUUGGGAAACAAUAGAUCAUAUCGCGUAUAUACGGAUACGCUGGUAUUAAACCGUUUUUGGGCCCAUUGUCGUCCACCGUCGCCGUGACGGCGGCGACCUUUUUAAGCCGCGCGCUUUAAGUUUCGCCCUCUCUCGC
Solenopsis invicta (red fire ant) is the source of this 2050-nucleotide messenger RNA. RefSeq lists its product as uncharacterized. The transcript has 2 exons. Bases 995 to 1462 code for a protein of 155 amino acids. Lineage: Eukaryota; Metazoa; Arthropoda; Insecta; Hymenoptera; Formicidae. The record is from RefSeq and is a predicted model, not a curated record.